AUCAAGGGCUUCCUUUCACUCCUUGGAGGCCCAGGGACAAUAUUUCUUAUUUCCCAUGUGGCUGGAUGAACACGCCCCCUGUCACCUCAAAGCUCUAUAUAAGACAGCAAAAGGGCCCGAUGAUAAGAUCCUGGACUCAAGACAAGCUUGGCCAUGCGGUGUAAAGUCCUCAUCUACGUCGUCUUCCUGACUCUCAUAAAGCAUGUGUCUCCAUCUGGAAUACAAGCCAGCCCAAAUUCAAAUGCCACCCUCCCCUGCAAUGUGACGAUACCCCCUUAUGUGGACAAAAUAGACAAGUCUCUCAUCAAAGCUGGCUGGACAAAAAACGGCUCUGACAUUGCCUCAUUCACUCAAGCUGUGACGCAAAUAAAGGAAGGCUUUCGCUGGGACACCGGUGAUUUCAUCAAUGGGGACUUUUCACUGACCAUCCUCCGAGCCAGUCUCGAACUGCAGGGGCUGUAUGAAUGCACCAUUAGCUACAACUCCACAAUGCUGCAUUUCAGUAACACUACAUUUAGUAUCCUAGCCUCCCCCAUUCUGUCUGUCCCGCAGCAGUGGGUGGUGUUGGAAACAGAAAGCCAGCUUAAGUGCAGCGCAGACAGUUUCUACCCUCCUCCUGUGUCUUUCUCUUGGAUCAGAGACGGGCAAGUGAUUCAACCUUCAUAUAUUGUUGAAGGUGAACUGACUCCAGAUGGGUACUACAUGGCUAUUGGCAACUUGACCUUCUUUCCUUCUCGUGAGGACCAGAAUGUGACCUUUGGGUGCCAUGUAUCACAUGGUGGACGGCAUCAAGAACUGGAUUUCCAACUCAAUAUCACCUAUCUCCCUUCUGUCAAGCUUUCUGCCGUGUCAUCCAAAUCGGACAACAUUCCUCUCACUCUUUACUGUGACGUGGAGAGUUUCUACCCAGAGGAAGUGUCUGUGUCAUGGCUUCAAAAUGGUACAGUCCUCCCCGAGCCCCCUACCACUGACCAAAACCCUGAUGGGACCCUUAGAACCAGGCGCUAUUAUACUUUAAGUGCAGAGCAGAGAGAGCAAGGUGGGAAGGUGGAGUGUGCAGUAAACCAACCCGGGGUAUUGCACCCAGUGAGUGGCUCAUCGUUUCUAGAGUUACUGGAUCCCAGAGAUGAGGCACCAGUGUUGACCAAAUCUGCCAAAGCAUCAGUGGCUAUGAUGUCUAUUUCUAUUGUGCUGGUGUUCCUGCUCUGUUUUGGGUUUUCUUGGAGGAGAAGGGAUGAGAAACAGAAAUCUCUGACUGUGUCUGGGAUCAUCCUCCCUCCACACGUGACUGUCGGUCAAAAGGGCAGGGUGACAGUGAGCAUAGAGGGCAGGAGGGUGGACCGAGUCCAGGCUGCAUGGUUUCUAAAUGACACGCCUAUCUCUGACACCUCCCUCACAGUGUCAGAGAAAGGUCGUCUGCUGCCCUCCAGAGACGAGAUGGGUUACUACAAGCUGCACACUCAAGGGCCGCUGCACUCAUCCGGAAGUGGCAUCCAACAGCUGAUCGUCUCACUCACCUUCAUCCCCCAGAUUUCAAUCCACAAGGGGGCGGUGUUUAAGUGUCAAGUGGCCUACAUGGGCAAGGAUAAGAUUGUGUCGGAGAGGGUGUCAGAGAAGUUUACGAUUCUAUCUGCUCCUGAAGUAUCAGAAAUCCAGCUGACUGAGACUCCAAAUGACUCUGAUGUCAUCAGUAUGACAGUCCGGGCAUCACAUUUCCAUCCAGACGUCAUUACCUUCCGCUGGUUCUGUGAGGGGAGCGAGCUGAGCCCUGUUGCCUCACAGGCCUCGUCCUCACCCAGACCCAAUUCUGAAGGCUUCUUUUCUGCCUCCAGUCAGUGUAAACUACCUCGCAGUGAACUGGAAAGGGGGGGCACCAAAGUGUGGGUAAGCAUCCACCACAUUGCCCUGAAACAGCCGGUCACCCGCGAGACCAGAGGCUUCAUGAAGAGCCCAUGUGUCUCUGAAAUCAUCCGUUCCAUUUCUACACCGGAUCAGCCUUUCAUGCUUGGAUGUGAAAUCACAGAUUUCUACCCUCCAACCAUCUCUGUCACCUGGCUGAAGCUGGGGCAGGGAGAGCGGGACGACAGAGAGGAUGAGGUGAUAGCGGGAGGAGAGAUGUGGGGACCCAUGCAGACUCAUCCCAGACUCUACAGGGCCACAGCUUCACUGAAGAGGAGGGCAACAAACGAGGGGAAGGAGGAGAGAGGUGGCGGGAUUACUUGUAGAGUGGAACACUGUUCUCUUACUGAGCCUAUUGAGAGACACUGGAGGAAUGUUGACAUUGUCGCUCCCUCCAUCCCUCCGUCGAUCUUAGUGUGUUGGAACAGUGUAGGGGUCGGUGUGUUCUCCCUCCUGUUGAAAGGAGGUCACCCAAAGGUCAAAUUAGUCUGGGCAGCGGGAGGAGCCACACUUUCCCCACUGGUGUCCAAUGAGACAGAGGAGAUAGGAGAUGAUGGACAGAGGGAGCUGAAGAGUUUGUGCGCCCUCGAGAGGUCCACGAGCCUGCCGAGUCCGACGAGCAAACCGCUGGAGAGACGGAAGAAUGGACAUGCAAUAAAAACAAAAAAUGCAGUCACAGACCCUGAUGCUGAAGGGAUAGAGUACAUCGAUGAACAAGUGGACGGAGAGAAUAACAACAUCGACAGGGAUGAGGAGACAAAGUCGGAGCUGGACGAGGACAGUGACAAAGACACAGAUGAAGACACGGGCGCGUUGCAAAUAAACCGAGUCAACUUGAGUAAUGGAACCCGAGGAAAUGAGGGAGCACGUUUGAGAGUGUGCGUGGAGAUCACACACCCUGCGCUCAAGCUUCCUGUUUAUCGAACCUGGACAGCUUUUUCACGGUCAAUUACAGAGGACAUUAGCACAUCAGUCACCAGGGACGAAGAUCUGAGGAUGGACAACGAAAGUCCCGUUGUCGGCAGGGUGGAGAGAACUUUCUGGACCGUUUGGUACUAUUUAACUGGAGCUGUUAACAGAUUGCUCAGACCAGAGCCGGCCAACAUUGUUAUCAACGAACAAAACGCCCCCCAGGAGUCGGCAGUUGACAGCGAGCUUGCAAAGUGUAGCCAUUUAGAAGAUGAAGUCACCCGGAGGGAGGUCGAUGAGGAACAACUUAUUGCCCCAGCAUCUCUGCUUGGCACAUCUCGGCCAGCUGUUGCCUGGGAUCUUUGCACCACAGAUAUUGACUUAGGGCCCGAUGUAGAAACCAUGCAGUACAAAUCUGAAAGGAAAGAUUCUGUGGAAGAAGAGGACACCAGAGGGGAGGAACUCAAACAAACAGAAUGUGAUGAUUUAGAGCUACUCGUGGUGCAAGAUGAAAAAGAACACGAAGAAGUAGAUCGUAAACUGUACACUCACAGACAAGAUGAGACAGCAGAAAACAAUGAAUAUGACGAACGCGUAAACACGAGGUCACAGAUGCUUAAAAGUGAUGCAACGAGUGAAGAUUUGGCUGUUUCUGAAGGUGAAUCAGAGAGGGAAAUGAAAUCAGAUGUUCCUCAAAAAAUGGAGGAAACAGAGACAAAGAUCCAAGACAAGGUGGGAGAUAAUGAACAUGAUUUGGAGGCAGGCGGCAUUGAGAUAAAAUCAUGCUCAGUCACAGAAUUUAGUCCUGAAAAAAUGGAACUUAAGAUUCACAUAGAAGAGGACGACAUGCAGAAAAACGAGACAGAGACAUUGAUGAAGCACCAAGAAGUGGAAAACAGUCAGGGUGUACUAAGUACAGUACAGGAUGAAAAGCAGCUCUCAGCAAGUGAAAAAUGGUCAAAUGAUGAACUAGUUAUUGCGCUAGUUGUUGGAAAAGAUCGAGUGAUGGCUCCCAGAAAUAUGAGCAAUACAUCUGAGGAUGUGAAAGAGAAGGAGGAUAAGAGCACAAUGGAAGAGAGAGAGCAGGAAGCUGUCAUCGAGGAACAAAAAGUGAAUGUGGCUGAAGAAAACCAGGCUUUAGAUAAAGUACUGGAGCAGAAAGACAACUCUGAAACAGUGCCAGAAGACAGCAAAGAAGACCCCCAUUUAAACGACCAAAAGAGUUUCAGCGAUGAAGCUGUGCUGUGUGCUAAAACUGAGCAACACACAAAUGGAGAGCAAGAGGAUGUGGCAAAGGAAGUCAAUCUGCAAAUCAAAAUAAGAGACACAGAUGAUUUCCCAACAGAAAGCUAUGACGCAUUGAUCACUGAACGGUUUGGUAAUAAACUAUCAGACAUUUCAGUAGUAGACGAGAGAUCGCUUGAUAAAGAUCAAGUACAAGAAGACAUUGAAGAAAGUUGGGGGGUAAGAGCAUGUACAGCCAUCUCGGUUACUGUGAAACCUGAAGGUGAGACUGGACAGGAAGAAAGCUGGGAGUUUCAAAAUAUUCCCCAGGGUAUAUUAGAAGGCCGGUCUGAUGUGUCGCCGGAGCUUAAUCCUCCAACAUGUGAGGAAGCACAAGAGGGAGUUCCUGAAUACAACAAUGAGCCAGGACCAGAUGAAAAUACAACACAAAGGUUCCUGGAAGUAGGAGACUCCAAAGAAGUCCAGAGCAGCCAAUUACCAAAAGAGGUGGAGAGCAAAGAGCCGGAGAGCCUUCAAAACAGUGGACGUAGCAGUGGAGCUGACUGUUUACUGGUGCAAGACCAUAUGGAGGAGGUUCAAGAAAGCAAAGAAGAUAUUAAGAGACACUUUGCUUUGGUUUGUGCCGAAUUGCCAAAAGAAACAGGGAAACCACUAGUUGAACCAACAGCUCAAGAACCAGGACCUUUGUUUGUGGAAGAGGACGGAACAUUUAUGGUUGCCCAAAUGAAGACCGGAAUAGAACAAUCAGAAAAUGAACUUGAGACAGGCUUGAGCAUGACAAAGAAAGAAGAUGUACUCGAUGAAGAGCUUUUGGUGGAAAUAGAUGAAGGUUCUUUUGAUUCUGAAGAAGCUGAUGCUGCUGGAGAUGGUCUUGAAGCAACAGAACAUUUGGUGGGAGAAGAAAUUCUAAAACCCCUUGAGGCUAAAGAACAGAUGACAACGGAGACAAGGUUUCAAGAAUCAGUGGACGCUAAGAAAACAGAACAGAACAGCAAUAGAGCAUCCGGUGUACAAGAUGAUAUUCCUCCCAUUGGAUUUGUGAAACAAUCUGUCGAGACUGAGCUGUCAUCAAACAAAGAGACGGAUCUGCAAGAUACAGGCAACAAUUUAGAAUUGGAAGCGAAUAAAGUUGAGGAGGAGGAGGCAGCAGAAGUUCAGAUGCAGAACAAAAAUGAGGUUGAAAUAUUUGAUCUGCAGGUUGCUGGUAUGGCAGCUGAAAUAACCAGAGAAAAUAAUGAUUUAAUUUCAGAGUUUACAUUAUCUAUGAAGUCCCUAGAGACAGAAAAUCGACUAUCUGACAAUGAAGCAACUCAUGAAUCAGAGAUAAUCGAGCCCAAACCAACACAUGAUGUGUGUAUGAUAUCAACAGAUGAGAUGCAUCUUGGUAAAGAUCAAGUACAAGAAGACAUUGAAGAAAGUUGGGGGGUAAGAGCAUGUACAGCCAUCUCGGUUACUGUGAAACCUGAAGGUGAGACUGGACAGGAAGAAAGCUGGGAGUUUCAAAAUAUUCCCCAGGGUAUAUUUGAAGGCCGGUCUGAUGUGUCGCCGGAGCUUAAUCCUCCAACAUGUGAGGAAGCACAAGAGGGAGUUCCUGAAUACAACAAUGAGCCAGGACCAGAUGAAAAUACAACACAAAGGUUCCUGGAAGUAGGAGACUCCAAAGAAGUCCAGAGCAGCCAAUUACCAAAAGAGGUGGAGAGCAAAGAGCCGGAGAGCCUUCAAAACAGUGGACGUAGCAGUGGAGCUGACUGUUUACUGGUGCAAGAGCAUAUGGAGGAGGUUCAAGAAAGCAAAGACGAUAUUAAGAAACACUCUGCUUUGGUUUGUGCCGAAUUGACAAAAGAAGCAGGUAAACCACUAGUUGAACCAACAGCUCAAGAACCAGGACCUUUGUUUGUGGAAGAGGACGGAACAUUUAUGGUUGCCCAAAUGAAGACCGGGAUAGAACACUCAGAAAAUGAACUCGAGACAGGCUUGAGCGUGACAAAGAAAGAAGAUCUACCAGAUGAAGAGCUUUUGGUGGAAAUAGAUGAAGAUUCUUUUGAUUCUGAAGAAGCUGAUGCUGCUGGAGAUGGUCUUGAAGCAACAGAACAUUUGGUGGGAGAAGAAAUUCUAAAACCCCUUGAGGCUAAAGAACAGAUGACAACGGAGACAAGGUUUCAAGAAUCAGUGGACGCUAAGAAAACAGAACAGAACAGCAAUAGAGCAUCCGGUGUACAAGAUGAUAUUCCUCCCUUUGGAUUUGUGAAACAAUCUGUCGAGACUGAGCUGUCAUCAAAUAAAGAGACGGCUCUGCAAGAUACAGGCAACAAUUUAGAAUUGGAAGCGAAUAAAGUUGAGGAGGAGGAGGCAGCAGAAGUUCAGAUGCAGAACAAAAAUGAGGUUAAAAUAUUUGAUCUGCAGGUUGCUGGUAUGGCAGCUGAAAUAACCAGAGAAAAUAAUGAUUUAAUUUCAGAGUUUACAUUAUCUAUGAAGUCCCUAGAGACAGAAAAUCGACUAUCUGACAAUGAAGCAACUCAUGAAUCGGAGAUAAUCGAGUCCAAACCAACACAUGAUGUGUGUAUGAUAUCAACAGAUGAAAUGCAAAAGCAAAUGAUGGAAUCAGAGGGGAGUUGUGGUGAAGAAACGGUUCGCUCAAUCAGUCCAAUUCAAGAUGUAAUUGAUGAGGAGAUCCUCGACAUGUGUAAUGAGACAUUGUCCAAGGACGAUGAAAAGCAUCAAGAAGGGCCUGAGCUUGGGCCACAAUUGAACCCAGGAUUAGAGCCAUCGAAACAGGAAGAAACACAGCAGGAUACAGAGCAGCUUGUGGAGUCAAAUCCAAGGGAAUGUGAAUUAGUGAGUGAUACAGAGAUGUCUUCAUCAACAGCAGAGUCUGGAUUUUCCGACCAUUCCCUUAAUGAAUGGGGCCCACAAAACAGUGAGGCGCAGUUACUGAAAUCAGCUAGCCCUGGGACAGUCCAAGGCACAUAUGACAUGUUGGUGAAUGUGUCAGAAUCCGUGAACAUCUUAGAAUUGUCUCCACAAGAACACAACUCUGGAUCCCAGGAUACGAUGAUGGAGGAAACCCCUGACGCAAGACAGUUAUAUCUAAAAGAUGAGGAAUCUGUGACAGGAUUUCACCUUGAGGAGAGAGAUUCUGAAGAGGUUAGACAUCAAGAUCAGGAAUCAGAUCAAACACGGGAAAAAAUGCACGAGGAAAAUGGAUUAAAGAAAGAGAUUGAUGGCAAAGUGACGGAUUUUAAAACCGCUGUUGAAGCAGAUGUGACAUCAUUGACAGAAGUGGGCGCUCUUUUCCAACUAGAGAAAACAAAAGUUGAAACUGAGACUCUUAAGAUAACUGCGUCUGAUUCUCAAGAGGAAAUCCAACACACUGACUCAGCCCGUUCGAGAAGUGAAUCAGAGGGUUCGUCAGAGGAGGGUAUUGAGUCAUCUGAAUCUGGUUCACAAGACAACACCUCAACCCAAUCAGAGAAGACGUUACUUGAGAAAAAACAGCUUGGAUUGACAGAAGAGACAGAUGAUUCUUCACCAGGACUUACCGGGACAGAGGUGGCACAACAGUCUGGAGAUCAGAUUGAGGUGGAUGCCUCUGUGCUCGACUUUUCUGCGCAAAGGUCAAGAAUCGCUGUGAAAAACCCUCGAGUCAGACCACCAAAAGAUCCCCGCUCCCUGCUGCAUAUGCCCUCGGUGGAUCCCACUCCUGCUUCACGUCUGCCAGUCAAAGUCCCUGCAGGUGUGCCUUUGGGAGGCAUUGGCAUUGGAGUAAAACUUCCUGGGCUCGGUGCUGGUUUUCCUGUUCUGAAAAAGACAAAACAGAUGAUGAGAAAUGAAAAUAGCCCAGACAGUGACCCACAGGAGCCUGAGACAAAGCCAGAGGAAAAGGGCAUUGCUCCAGAAGAAGAUAAGGCACAACACAAGCCGAAAUGGAUGCCACCAAGACACCCAGGAUUUGGAAAUCCUCUGAUGUCUGAGCUGAAGACAAAACUGAAGAAAACCACAAAAGACGAAGACAAAAGAUGAAUGAUAAUGCCUUGUUGUGAAUAUUUAAAAUGUAUUAUAUAGAGUACUUUACUUUUAUAAAGAAUGUAUCAAAUUAAACACUGAUGAAAUGUACUUCAUGUUUCAAUGUUUGUAAUAAAGUUGAACCUAAAAGAAA
This is a messenger RNA of Labrus bergylta (ballan wrasse), 8209 nucleotides long. NCBI's taxonomy places the organism in Eukaryota, Metazoa, Chordata, Actinopteri, Labriformes, Labridae. The record is from RefSeq and is a predicted model, not a curated record.